Dracunculus medinensis (Guinea worm) is the source of this 546-nucleotide messenger RNA. NCBI's taxonomy places the organism in Eukaryota, Metazoa, Nematoda, Chromadorea, Rhabditida, Dracunculidae. The record is from the annotation of a GenBank genome assembly.
AUGCCAUUCGGUUCAUUAUAUAACGUUUUACAUGAGCAGUCAGCAAUUGUAAUUGAUCAACUUCAAGCUGCAAAAUUUGCAUUAGAUAUAGCCCGGGGAAUGUCUUUUUUACACUCAUUGGACCCAAUGGUUCUUCGAUACUACUUAAGUUCAAAACACAUCGUUGUUGAUGAAGAAUUAAGCGCAAAAAUUUCAAUGGCAGAUACAAAAUUUAGUUUCCAGGAAGUUGGCAGAUUAUAUUCUCCAGCUUGGAUGUCACCAGAAGCUCUUCAAAUUAACCCCGCAGCACUUAAUAUUCGAACUGCCGAUAUUUGGAGUUUUGGUAUUUUAUUAUGGGAAUUGAAUACCAGGGAAGUGCCUUUCUCCGAUCUCUCAGCUAUGGAAAUAGGAAUGAAAAUUGCACUGGAAAGUUUGAGAGUGCCCUUUCCUCCUGGUAUAUCCAGAAAUAUGGGCCGAUUAAUGAAUAUUUGUUUGAAUGAAGAUCCUGGAAGACGGCCUAAUUUUGAUCAACUUAUUCCAAUACUUGAAAGAAUGGCUCGAUCGUAG